GGAGGCUGUGCGCUCUCGCCCUUUCCCGGCCGCCUAGGAAGAGACCUCGCGCAGCGGGAGAGGGGAAGGAAGGAAGGAAGGAAGGGGAUCUUCAAAGAGGGCUUGUCCGUGCCUCCAGGCAGGAGUCGCCCACCCUUCUCCCCCGCCUCCUCCGCCCUCCUUGGCUUUCUCCGCCCCUCGCCACGGCUCUGCCUCUCCUCCGGCGCGGCGAAGGAGCUGCUUUGCGAGAGAGCGCGGGCUGCCAGCCGGGACGGGAGCGCGCGCGCUGCGGGCUGUGCAAAGCGCCAAAGAGGACCAUCAGGGAAUUCUCCCUCCGGCUCCUUGAAAUAAAUACAUUAAAAUUGCCCGUUUCUUUUUUUUUCCCAUUCAGAAGUGCAAUUUUUCAUUCCGCACCCCACCCCACCCCGCAACAUUUUACUUACAUUUAUUUAUUUUAUUUUUUAAAAAAGUGCAUAUAUAGGCUGUCCUAUAUCCAUCAUCCACCAUCCAUCCUUUUUUUUCCCCCCUUUCGAGAAACUCACUUCGGGAUGAUUCUCCUGUCAUUGUGCUUCACAGCAGCGGCUCUGAUGCAGUUGAAGACUUCAGCUGACGAACAAGCUGCUAAAGAAGACGUUAUUCAAACAGAAACAUCAGAACACAAGCUAAGGCAGUAUGUCUUAGCAACCCCGAUCAGCACCAGAGCCGACGGAAGUUACAUCUCCCAUAGAGUUUCUGCAAGCCAUUCAAGAAGAGCCGUGAGAGAUGUAUCGGCAAGCCCCAAGCAACUAUAUUUCAAUGUAUCUGCAUUUGGAAGGGAAUUCCAUCUUAGACUGAGGCCUAACACUCAUCUAAUAGCUCCCGGGGCGGUGGUGGAGUGGUACGAAGACUCUGUAGAAACAAGAAACGGAACUGACGGCAUUGGCCUGGGUCAGAGUGGGACUGUCUCCGAAAGAAUAUGGAAAAAAGAAUCUUUAUCGACCAACUGUGCUUAUGUUGGAGAUCUUGUGGAUAUCCCAAGCGCUUCAGUUGCUAUUAGCAACUGCGAUGGUCUGGCUGGAAUGAUCAAAGUGGGUGAAGAUGAAUAUUUCAUUGAGCCAUUGGAGAAAGGGAGACAAAUGGAUGAAGAGAGAGGGAGGAGUCACAUGGUCUAUAGGAGGUCGGCCAUUGCACAAGAUCCAGGAGACAUACUCCCUGACACCCUCAGUGAAGAAUCUGGCCUUGGGGGGCGUCCCAGUCUUGACUCUAUGUAUGCAAAUGUAGAGCAACAGCUGAACGAGACAUUGAGGCAGCGCCGGAAUGCCGGUGACAGUCACUACAACAUCGAGGUGCUUCUGGGAGUGGAUGAUUCCGUCGUCCGAUUCCAUGGCAAAGAACACGUUCAGAACUACCUCCUCACCCUCAUGAAUAUAGUGAAUGAAAUUUACCAGGAUGAAUCCCUGGGGGUCCACAUAAACGUUGUUCUGGUUCGCAUGAUGAUGUUGGGCUACACCAAGUCCAUCAGCCUUAUUGAACGAGGAAAUCCAUCCCGGAGCCUGGAGAAUGUUUGCCGCUGGGCAUAUCAGCAACAGAAAGCAGACUCCAGCCACUCGGAGCACCACGAUCAUGCCAUAUUCCUAACCAGGCAAGAUUUUGGACCAGCCGGAAUGCAAGGCUAUGCUCCAGUAACAGGCAUGUGCCAUCCUGUCCGAAGCUGCACUCUUAACCAUGAAGAUGGAUUUUCUUCAGCUUUUGUGGUCGCCCAUGAAACUGGCCACGUGUUGGGAAUGGAGCAUGAUGGACAAGGGAACCGGUGUGGGGAUGAGACGGCAAUGGGGAGUGUCAUGGCUCCCCUGGUGCAAGCAGCGUUCCAUCGAUACCACUGGUCCCGAUGCAGUGGCCAAGAAGUCAAAAGAUACAUACACUCCUACGACUGCCUCCUCGAUGAUCCCUUUGAACACGACUGGCCCAAACUUCCUGACCUGCCGGGGAUCAAUUAUUCCAUGGAUGAACAGUGCCGUUUCGAUUUUGGAGUGGGCUACAAAAUGUGCACAGCGUUCCGAACUUUCGACCCGUGUAAACAGUUGUGGUGCAGCCAUCCGGACAACCCCUACUUCUGCAAGACAAAGAAGGGCCCCCCACUGGACGGAACGGAAUGUGCACCCAGUAAAUGGUGCUACAAAGGUCACUGCAUGUGGAAAAACACCAACCAGCUGAAGCAAGAUGGCAGCUGGGGAGCCUGGACGAAAUUCGGCUCCUGCUCUCGGACAUGCGGAACCGGCGUUCGCUUCAGAACAAGACUAUGCAACAAUCCUGCGCCUCAUAACGGGGGUCAAGACUGUGCUGGCGUCAACUUUGAGUACCAGCUGUGCAACAUGGAGGAAUGCCCAAAGCAUCACGAAGACUUCCGAGCCCAGCAGUGUCAACAACGCAACUCACAUUUUGAGUACCAGAGCAGUAAACACCACUGGCUGCCUUAUGAACAUCCUGAUGCUACCAAAAGAUGCCAACUCUACUGCCAGUCCAGAGAGACAGGAGAUGUUGCCUACAUGAAACAACUCACCCAUGAUGGGACUCGCUGUUCAUACAAAGACCCCUUCAGCAUCUGUGUGCGUGGGGAAUGUGUGAAAGUGGGCUGUGACAAGGAAAUCGGGUCCAACAAAGCUGAAGACAAGUGUGGAGUAUGCGGGGGAGAUAACUCUCACUGCCGGACGAUCAAAGGGACCUUCACUAGAAUCCCUAAGAAACCUGGCUACCUUAAGAUGUUUGACAUCCCUCCAGGUGCUAGACAUGUGUCUGUCCAAGAAGACGAGGCUACCCCUCACAUUCUUGCUGUUAAGAACCAGGCAACGGGUCACUAUAUUUUGAAUGGCAAAGGAGAGGGAUCUGGCUCUCGUUCCUUCAUUGAUCUCGGCUUAGAGUGGGAGUACCACAUAGAAGAUGACAUAGAAACCCUUCAGACGGAUGGGCCAUUGUAUGAUGCUAUCGUUGUGUUGAUCAUUCCUCGGGACAACGUCACACAGUCGAGCCUGACAUACAAGUACAUAAUCCACGAGGAUUCGGUCCCCAAUGUCAACAGCAACAAUGUACUUCAAGAGGACCUGGAUACGUUUGAGUGGGCUUUGAAGAGUUGGUCCCAAUGUUCCAAGCCUUGUGGAGGAGGUUUCCAAGACACUAAGUAUGGGUGCCGCAGGAAGAGUGAUAGCAAAAUGGUACACCGCAGCUUCUGUGAAGCCAGCAAAAAACCCAAGCCCAUUCGUAGGAUGUGCAACCUUCAGGAAUGUACGCAGCCAUUCUGGGUAUCAGAAGAAUGGGAGCAUUGCACCAAAACCUGUGGGACCUCUGGUUAUCAGAUCCGAACCGUGCGCUGCAUCCAGCCUCUCCACGAUGGUGCAAAUCGCUCCGUCCAUUUCAAGUAUUGUAGCGGGGAUCGCCCUGAGAGCCGUCGGCCAUGCAACAGGACGCCGUGCCCUGCUCAGUGGAAAACCUGGCCCUGGAGUCCAUGUUCUGUGACCUGCGGUGAAGGAACAGAGUCCAGGCAAGUCUUAUGCCGCGCCGGCGACCAAUGCAAUGGAGAGAAGCCAGAAUCCGUGAGGGUUUGCAAGCUCGCCCCCUGCAAUGACGAACCAUGCCUGGGUGACAAAUCUAUCUUCUGCCAAAUGGAAGUGCUCUCCCGGUACUGCUCCAUCCCGGGCUACAAGAAGCUCUGCUGUGAAUCUUGCAGCAAACGUAGCAGCACCCUCCCACCACCUUACCUUAGCGAAGCUGCCGAGACCGAAGAGGGAGUGAUGACCGGCCCUGGCAACCUCCCCAAGACUUUGGCUUCUCCGACGUCUUCAGUCCCUCCUCGCUCUGAGAGGCGCGGUUCUUUGGGCAGGAUGUCCUUGGCAGAAGAAGACAGGCAUGCCCUGAUCCCCAAUGCCUACGGAAGGGCCAGGGUUGCCAGCCCACCUCAGCGAAGAGUUCAAAGCCAAGCGAGGAACAAGACUUCCGGGCCGGUUGCGACGCCGUUACAACUGCCAACCAUGAGUGGGCACCUUGCGACCCACACAUCCUCAGCCUUGUUAGAUAUCGGUCCAGCUGUGACACAGAACAGCAGUUCAGCUGGUGUCCUGUCUCCAAACAGACCCUCAAAGAAAAAUGAGAAGCAAGCGGACAGGCGGCAACCUCCGAGGCCUUCCACUGUGGAAAGAUGAAACUUAGAAAUAAAAAAAGGGGGUGGGAGAUACCUAAAGUGGAGAAUGUGUCUCCUUGCUUUGUUUGGAGUACGGUGAUGCAUGCAAACCCUUCCAACACAAAACUUUCAACAAGUCAACCGCAGAAAAGGAGGUGAGAGGAAAAAGUGCUGGCUCACUUUCCAGUGACAUCCAUCCUUCACUCAGUUCCUCCUCUUCUUCUUCCUCCUCCUCCUCCUCCUCCUCCCAACAUCUGGUCACUCCAAAACCUUUGAAGGGAAGCACCAAAAAUCACACUGAUGUAAAAAGAAGAAGAAGAAGCAAGUAGCUGAGUGGGUUGGCCAUUCUCUGCCACCCAGACCCCCUAACGUUGCACGUCGGCUGCUUUUGAGGGUGGAAAGUAUGAUUGAUUAGAAAUAAAGGAAGGAACGAAAUUAAAUGUUGCUUUUGAGGGGCGGGAGGGGGCAACCAAGCAAAGGCACCAAAGUUUACACGUCUACAGCGUAUUUUUUACUGUGGAACAUUUGACCUCCAUAUGAAUUGUAUUGCUAAUUUAUCUCUAUAAGCAAAUGCUAGAGUAUGGUUCACCGUUGUCAUGUACAUAGGCUUGGUUGGCACAUCAUGCUGAACCAAAGCAUGGCUGAGCAUGGCCACAUGAAGAUGCAGGCUCCCAGAGGGCAAUUCAGCUGUGUUGUUCCUCCCCAGCUACUUAGCCAUGAGUUAGCUUAGUAUAGGGUCCUGUGAGGCUCCAGAGGUUACUGGAAUACAACUCCCAUCAUCCCUGCCUGUGGGCCAUGCUGGCUGAAGAUGAUGGGAGUUGAAGUCCAACAACAUCUGGAGGGCCACAGGUUCCCCAUCCCUGGCCCAGUGUGUCAUCUGAAGCCAGGAUCUCUCGUGGCUUAGCUCUCCCGUACAAACCACGAGGCAUAAAAAACACACGCAGGCCAUAGUUUGGUUUUAGCUUGUGGUUAACCUGGAGAGAGCAGGCCCACAAGCCUGUUAGCCAAGCCAGUUAAAUAAUGCAGGCAGAGUACACAAUGAGGAAGAAUCCUCAGAAAACUGUGAGGACACUGGAAUCAACCUCAGUGUAUAACUUGAGGGGGAAUGAACAGAAAAGUUUAUUCAUAGUCAGGAGAUAUUCAGUCAAAUGUACAGAGGGAAAACUUAUUCAGAGUCACACAGCCAAUCAGGGCACAUGCUGCCUUUGGAACCAUCAUGUCUUGCUGCCUGGUUGCUAAGCAACACUUCUACCCCGCCUCUAGGCUAAGUGGCUUUAACAGUGGCAACAGAAUUAACCCUUCAAUUACAACGCCUGGGUUCAGGUCCCACAUAACAACAGCACAGCAAACAGAAAGGAUCAAAGCAGCCACAGUCUCCUCUCCUGGAGCCUGCUCUCUCAUGUGCUCAUGCUAAGCUAUGCUUUGUUUUAGCACAAUGUGCAAGCUAGGUCAUAGUGCAUAUAAUGAAUAGAGAGGGAGGAAAAACAGUGUUAUUUUUUCAGAGUUUUAUGUUAUUCAGCCAUUUGUUUAUGGACUUUGCAUUUCAGGAUCAUGUUUAGGUGCCUGCCGUUCAGUUCUGCCUUAUUUACAAGCCAUGAACAUGUUUGUUUUUUGCUGGGAUCCAAAGACCUGGAUACAAACAGUGCUGCACACCAAUCCAGGUCGCUAAAUGGCUUUGGACAUCCGUGAAGGCUUUCCAGAUCUCCAUUUCCCAGCAUGAUUUCCUUGUGCUGCCUCGGACUUACUCUAGAGUAUCUCCCAACAUUCUGAUGUGGGCACAGUAUCAACUGAGGGAAAGUGUGUUGGGAGGAGAGGUUAAGUCUGAAGACCUGAAAGGCCAGCCUUCACUCCCAGCUAGGCUGGUGAAAUAUACUCGGAGUCAAGUGUGAAUUUCAUGCUCUUUAUUCAGCUCGUAGUAGCAAUGAAUGAAAUUUUCCCCAAAACGUCUAGCUAUAUAUACAUUAUGUACACAAUGGGCCCCGCGUGAUUGGCUAAUUCCAGGCUGCUCCUGUAGGCCAAUCAGGUUGCUGAUUCACUUCCUCCAGGAGCCUGAUUGGCUGCUCCUUUAUAUCCUUCCAAGGGCAUUGGGGUGAUCAUCUCAGUCAUGCAAUCUAUGGCUUGGUGAGAUGAAAGGCAGCAAAAAGUGCAUGUUCUAACUUGAUUCAUUCGCACCACUUUAGGUAUGUGGGGUCGCUGAACUGUCUUGGCAAGGAAAGGGAAAGCAAUUCUCCGUGCCUCUGGUGGGUAGGAAACAAACAUGCAACCUAACACCCCAGCCUAUACUUAAGGGGGUUAGUGAGGCCUGGACUCACAGUGCCUUCUUCCUUUGUCUGUACCCCAAUGCAGCAUCAGUUGCACAUGGGCUGUGCACACCAAUCCCAACAUUAGAUGGUGCAACUGAGAUUGCAAAUGACCACGAUUUACAGUGCAGUUGGUCACAAGUGGCAUUGGCACUGCCUUGUCUAGACAAGGUCCAGGAUGGUUUGGCCCAUCACAGGGACAUCACCAAAGCUGCAAAUUUAAAUGGAACCUGAGAAGAAAUUGCUGGAAAAGGUGAAGAUAAUCAUGGGCACAACCUCGAUGAAAUGAAUGCUAGAAUUUGGGGGUCACUUGCUAUGAGAGAAGGAGGGUGUAAGGACUUACUGACGGAGCACAUGGCUCCUGCCUGGAGACAUGAUAAUAGCCACCUACCUGAAGCUGAGCACAGGGACAUAGGAAUCUGCCUUAUCUCAAGUCAAACCAUUAGUUCAUCUAGCUCAAUAUUAUAUGCCCUGAUUGGCAGGAUCUCUCUUGGCUUUCGGGCAGGUUUCUCUCCCAACCCAACUUGGAGAUAUCAGGAAAUGAAUCUGGGGCUUUCGAUGGGUGAAGCAGAUGCUCUCCCUGACAUAUACUCAGAGUCCUGCAGUGAUUUCAUGCUCUUUAUUGCAGCUUGUAAAACAGUGAUUGAAUUUCCCCCCAAACCUCUGGCUUUUAUAUACAUUAUUUACAUAAUGAGUCCCGUCUGAUUGGCUGAUUCUGCUUCCCUCCUGGAGCCUGAUUGGUCUUCUCCUGCAGGCCAAUCAGUUAUUACAUUCUACGAACCUACCUGCCUAUUGUUCUAGGAUCCAAGCUUAGUAGUCUGGUCAGUCCUUCCAAAAGAAAUUGCCUGGGGACCCUGUGUAUGCUACCUUGAAUUCCAGGGGGAAAAUGAAGGGAUACAAAAUUAAUCACUAAGUAAGAAAAACGAUCUGUGUGCACGCAGCCCCAAGUUCGGUUCUUGGCAUCUCCAGGACCAGAGUUGAGAAAUGCCCUUACAAGAGACCGUGGGGCACUGCUGUUGGUCAAAGUAUAGAGUACUUGAGCAGAUGGACCCAUGUUUGCCUGACUGCCUUUCUUUUCAAUAGGGCUUGUGCAUGAGAAGGUCUUGCUUAUAGGACUCCCCUGGUGUGCAGUAAAAGUAUGGUAAUGUCCCUGAAAAGAAGGUGACUUAAGUUUACUUUUAUAAAAAUAAAAAUCUGCUAAAUUGCCUGUUUGUCAAAGCCAAAGAGCGACUCCAAACUAGGACAGGAACGUGGUGUAGGAGUGGCAAGUGCUGGAAAAGCACUUAACUUUUUCAUCGACUUCAAGCUGAGAGAGUGCAUUGACCAGCUGCACCACCGUAUAUGCACCCAACUGGGACAAAUUGCCAGCCAUUUGGGUCACUAUCAAACUUGUCAGGCAACUUCUCUCUCUCUUUGUGUGUGUGCGUGUGUGUGCAGGGUUUCGCUGUAAGGUACUUGUAUAUAGGAAUGAAAAGUAAAGCUAUUUAUUAAAAGUUGGUUGUGGUG
Messenger RNA from Podarcis raffonei (Aeolian wall lizard), 7935 nucleotides. It is a transcript of the gene ADAMTS3, whose product is annotated as ADAM metallopeptidase with thrombospondin type 1 motif 3. Gene Ontology annotation, biological process: extracellular matrix organization; proteolysis. The record is from RefSeq and is a predicted model, not a curated record. NCBI's taxonomy places the organism in Eukaryota, Metazoa, Chordata, Lepidosauria, Squamata, Lacertidae. The coding region runs from base 528 to 4151 and encodes 1207 amino acids. Gene Ontology annotation, cellular component: extracellular matrix. Gene Ontology annotation, molecular function: metalloendopeptidase activity. The transcript has 22 exons.